Urocitellus parryii (Arctic ground squirrel) is the source of this 6914-nucleotide messenger RNA. The record is from RefSeq and is a predicted model, not a curated record. Lineage: Eukaryota; Metazoa; Chordata; Mammalia; Rodentia; Sciuridae.
GCAAUAGCAGCAGCCGUGGCGGCCACGGGGCGGGGCGCGGCGGUCGGCGACCGCGGCCGGGGCUGCAGGCGGCGGAGCGGCUGGUUUUGAAUAUACUAACAUUGAAUCAGCACUUCUAAAGCCCUGCCUUCUCUCACUGGCUUCAGUUGGCCUUCAGACAUAAUGAGGAGACUGGCUUUUCGAGGCGCUGGUUGUGCUCUGGUAAAGCUGAAGAAGUUGGAUUCCAUGGGUUCCAAGAGACGAAGAGCUACCUCCCCUUCCAGCAGUGUCAGCGGGGACUUUGAUGAUGGGCAUCAUUCUGUGUCUACACCAGGCCCAAGCAGGAAAAGGAGGAGACUUUCUAAUCUUCCAACUGUAGAUCCCAUUGCUGUUUGCCAUGAACUCUACAACACCAUCCGAGACUAUAAGGAUGAUCAGGGUAGACUCCUCUGUGAGCUCUUCAUUAGGGCACCAAAGCGAAGAAAUCAACCAGACUAUUAUGAAGUGGUUUCUCAACCCAUUGACUUGAUGAAAAUCCAACAGAAACUAAAAAUGGAAGAGUAUGAUGAUGUUAAUCUGCUGACUGCUGACUUCCAACUGCUUUUUAACAACGCAAAGGCCUAUUAUAAGCCAGAUUCUCCUGAAUAUAAAGCUGCUUGCAAACUCUGGGAUUUGUAUCUUCGAACAAGAAAUGAGUUUGUUCAGAAAGGAGAAGCAGAUGAUGAAGAUGAUGAUGAAGAUGGACAAGACAAUCAAGGCGCAGUGACUGAAGGAUCUUCUCCAAGUUACCUUAAAGAGAUCCUGGAGCAGCUUCUUGAAGCCAUUGUUGUAGCCACAAAUCCAUCAGGACGGCUCAUUAGUGAACUUUUUCAGAAACUGCCUUCUAAAGUGCAAUAUCCAGACUAUUAUGCAAUAAUUAAGGAGCCUAUAGAUCUCAAGACCAUUGCACAGAGGAUACAGAAUGGAAGCUACAAAAGUAUUCAUGCAAUGGCCAAAGAUAUAGAUCUCCUAGCAAAAAAUGCCAAAACUUAUAAUGAACCUGGUUCUCAAGUAUUCAAGGAUGCAAAUUCAAUUAAAAAAAUAUUUUAUAUGAAAAAGGCAGAAAUUGAACAUCAUGAAAUGGCUAAGUCAAGUCUUCGAAUGAGGACUCCAUCAAAUUUGUCAGCGACCAGGCUGACAGGCCCUUCGCACAGUAAAGGCAGCCUUGGUGAAGAGAGAAAUACCACUAGCAAGUAUUAUCGUAAUAAAAGAGCAGUCCAAGGGGGCCGUUUGUCAGCAAUUACCAUGGCACUUCAGUACGGCUCAGAAAGUGAAGAGGAUGCUGCAUUAGCUGCUGCACGUUAUGAAGAAGGAGAGUCAGAAGCAGAGAGCAUCACUUCCUUUAUGGAUGUUUCAAAUCCCUUUUAUCAGCUGUAUGACACAGUUAGGAGCUGUCGGAAUAACCAAGGGCAGCUAAUAGCUGAACCUUUUUUCCAUUUGCCUUCAAAGAAGAAAUAUCCUGAUUAUUACCAGCAAAUUAAAAUGCCCAUAUCACUACAACAGAUUAGAACAAAAUUAAAGAACCAAGAAUAUGAAACUUUAGAUCAUUUGGAGUGUGAUCUGAAUUUAAUGUUUGAAAAUGCCAAGCGCUAUAAUGUUCCCAAUUCAGCCAUCUAUAAACGAGUUCUAAAAUUGCAGCAAGUCAUGCAGACAAAGAAGAAAGAGCUUGCCAGAAGAGAUGACAUAGAGGAUGGAGACAGCAUGAUCUCUUCAGCCACCUCUGAUACUGGUAGUGCCAAAAGAAAAAGGAACACUCAUGACAGUGAGAUGUUGGGUCUCAGGAGGCUAUCCAGUAAAAAGAACAUAAGAAAACAGCGAAUGAAAAUCUUAUUCAAUGUUGUUCUUGAAGCUCGAGAGCCAGGUUCAGGCAGAAGACUUUGUGAUCUAUUUAUGGUUAAACCGUCCAAGAAGGACUAUCCUGAUUAUUAUAAAAUCAUCUUAGAGCCAAUGGAUUUGAAAAUAAUUGAGCAUAAUAUCCGCAAUGACAAAUAUGCAGGUGAAGAGGGAAUGAUAGAAGACAUGAAGCUGAUGUUCAGGAAUGCGAGGCACUACAAUGAAGAGGGCUCCCAGGUAUACAAUGAUGCCCAUAUCCUGGAGAAGUUACUGAAGGAUAAAAGGAAAGAGCUGGGGCCGCUGCCUGAUGAUGAUGACAUCACAUCUCCCAAACUCAAACUGAGUAGAAAGAGUGGUGUUUCUCCUAAAAAAUCAAAAUACAUGACUCCAAUGCAGCAGAAACUAAAUGAAGUCUAUGAAGCUGUAAAGAACUAUACUGAUAAAAGAGGUCGCCGCCUCAGUGCCAUAUUUCUGAGGCUUCCUUCCAGAUCUGAGUUGCCUGACUACUAUCUGACCAUUAAAAAGCCCAUGGACAUGGAAAAAAUUCGAAGUCAUAUGAUGGCCAACAAGUACCAAGAUAUAGACUCUAUGGUUGAGGACUUCGUCAUGAUGUUUAAUAAUGCCUGUACAUACAAUGAGCCUGAGUCUUUGAUCUACAAAGAUGCCCUUGUCCUACAUAAAGUCCUGCUUGAAACUCGGAGAGACCUGGAGGGAGAUGAGGACUCUCAUGUCCCAAAUGUGACCUUGCUGAUUCAAGAGCUCAUCCAUAAUCUUUUUGUAUCUGUCAUGAGUCAUCAGGAUGAUGAGGGACGAUGCUACAGUGAUUCCUUAGCAGAAAUUCCUGGUGUGGAUCCCACUUUUCCUAACAAACCUCCCCUUACUUUUGACAUUAUUAGGAAGAAUGUUGAAAAUAAUCGCUACCGGCGGCUUGAUUUAUUUCAAGAGCAUAUGUUUGAAGUAUUGGAAAGGGCAAGAAGGAUGAAUCGGACAGAUUCCGAAAUAUAUGAGGAUGCAGUAGAACUUCAGCAGUUUUUUAUUAGAAUUCGUGAUGAACUCUGCAAAAAUGGAGAGAUCCUUCUUUCUCCAGCACUCAGCUAUACCACAAAGCAUUUGCAUAAUGAUGUGGAGAAAGAAAAAAAGGAAAAAUUACCAAAAGAAAUAGAGGAAGAUAAACUAAAACGAGAAGAAGAAAAAAGAGAAGCUGAAAAGAGUGAAGAUUCGUCAGGUGCUACUGGCCUGUCAGGCUUACAUCGCACAUAUAGCCAGGACUGCAGCUUUAAGAACAGCAUGUACCAUGUUGGAGAUUAUGUCUAUGUGGAACCUGCAGAAGCCAACCUACAACCACAUAUAGUCUGUAUUGAGAGACUGUGGGAAGAUUCAGCUGGUGAAAAAUGGUUGUAUGGCUGUUGGUUUUAUCGGCCAAAUGAAACAUUCCAUCUGGCUACACGAAAAUUUCUAGAAAAAGAAGUUUUUAAGAGUGACUAUUACAAUAAAGUUCCUGUUAGUAAAAUUCUAGGCAAAUGUGUGGUCAUGUUUGUCAAGGAAUACUUUAAAUUAUGCCCAGAAAGCUUUCGAGAUGAGGAUGUUUUUGUCUGUGAAUCACGGUAUUCUGCUAAAACCAAAUCUUUUAAGAAAAUUAAAUUGUGGACUAUGCCCAUCAGUUCAGUUAGGUUUGUCCCUCGAGAUGUACCUCUGCCUGUGGUUCGAGUUGCCUCUGUAUUUGCAAAUGCAGAUAAAGGGGAUGAUGAGAAGAAUACAGAUAACUCAGAGGACAGUCGAGUUGAAGAUAAUUUUAACUUGGAAAAGGAAAAAGAAGAUGUCCCUGUGGAAAUGUCCAACGGUGAACCAGGUUGCCACUACUUUGAGCAGCUUCGUUACAAUGACAUGUGGCUGAAGGUUGGCGAUUGUGUCUUCAUCAAGUCCCAUGGUCUGGUGCGCCCCCGCGUGGGCAGAAUUGAAAAAGUGUGGGUCCGAGAUGGAGCUGCAUAUUUUUAUGGCCCCAUUUUCAUUCACCCAGAAGAAACAGAGCAUGAGCCCACAAAAAUGUUCUACAAAAAAGAAGUGUUUCUGAGUAAUCUGGAAGAAACCUGUCCCAUGACAUGUAUUCUGGAGUUUUCUGUCUUACAGUCUACCCCAAAGUCUGCCAAAGGCAGUGCAAAGAAGGAAGGCUCCAAACGGAAAAUCAACAUGAGUGGCUACAUCCUGUUCAGCAGUGAGAUGAGAGCUGUGAUUAAGGCCCAGCACCCAGACUACUCUUUUGGGGAGCUCAGCCGACUGGUGGGGACAGAGUGGAGAAACCUUGAGACAGCCAAGAAGGCAGAAUAUGAAGAGCGGGCAGCUAAAGUUGCUGAGCAGCAGGAGAGAGAGCGAGCAGCACAGCAACAACAGCCGAGUGCUUCUCCCCGAGCAGGCACCCCUGUGGGGGCUCUCAUGGGGGUGGUGCCACCACCAACACCAAUGGGGAUGCUCAAUCAGCAGUUGACACCUGUUGCAGGCAUGAUGGGUGGCUAUCCGCCAGGCCUUCCACCUUUGCAGGGCCCAGUUGAUGGCCUUGUUAGCAUGGGCAGCAUGCAGCCACUUCACCCUGGGGGGCCUCCACCCCACCAUCUUCCGCCAGGUGUGCCCGGCCUCCCGGGCAUCCCACCACCGGGUGUGAUGAACCAAGGAGUGGCCCCUAUGGUAGGGACUCCAGCACCAGGUGGAAGUCCAUAUGGACAACAGGUGGGAGUUUUGGGGCCUCCAGGACAGCAGGCACCACCUCCAUAUCCUGGCCCACAUCCAACUGGACCUCCUGUUAUACAACAGCCAACAACACCCAUGUUUGUGGCUCCCCCACCGAAGACCCAGCGACUUCUUCACUCCGAGGCCUACCUGAAAUACAUUGAGGGACUCAGUGCUGAGUCUAAUAGCAUUAGCAAAUGGGACCAAACUCUAGCAGCUCGAAGACGUGAUGUCCAUUUGUCAAAAGAACAGGAGAGCCGCCUCCCCUCUCACUGGCUCAAAAGUAAAGGGGCCCACACCACCAUGGCAGAUGCCCUCUGGCGUCUACGGGAUUUGAUGCUUCGAGACACCCUCAACAUUCGCCAAGCGUACAACCUAGAAAACGUUUAGUAACAUCAUUAUGUUUUUUUUGUUGUUUUUUUUUUUUUUUUUUUUUUUUAUAGAAGCAUAAAGAGUUGUGGAACAGUAGCCAUUUUAGUUACUGGGGGUGGGGGGAAGGAACAAAGGAUAAUGAUUUUUAUUGCAUUUUACUGUACAUCACAAGGCCAUUUUUAUAUAAGGACACUUUUAAUAAGCUAUUUCAAUUUGGUUUUGUUAUAUUAAGUUGACUUUAUCAAAUACACAAAGAUUUUUUGGCAUAUGUUUCCUUUGUUUAAAACCAGUUUCAUAAUUGGUUGUGUAUGUAGACUUGGAGUUUUAUCUUUUUACUUGUUGCGAUGGGACUGAAACCAUCCAAGGUUUUGUCUUGGCUUGGGGUUUUGGGGGGUUUUUGUUUUGUUUUGUUUGGGGUUUUUGUUUUGUUUUGUUUUGUUUUUUACAAAAGAAAAAAUGAAAAAAAAAACACAAGAGUUUACAGAUUAGUUUAAGUUGACAAUGAAAUGUGAAGUUGGUCCUAGUUUACAUCUUAGAGAGGGUAGCGUGUUUGUAUAUGUUUCAUGUGCCUGAAUAUCUUAAGCCACUUUCCCAAAAAGCUGUUUCUUACAGGUAAAGUGCUUUCUUUGAAAGGUUGUUUAGAUUAUGGGUGUUUGAGAGACAUGGCACAUUUGCUCUGUUAACUCAGAGGCUCACUAUAGAAAUCUGUGGUCAAUGUUGUGUGUCCACCCACAGCCUGUGUGCCUCCCAAAUUCCUGGAGGGAAUGCAGUUUUUCUUGUGCCGAGUUAGACAUCUAUGGUGUCAAGUGGUUUUGCAGAAAAUGUUCAUAGCCCUGAAUUAUAUCUAGUCUUGGCAGGUAAGUUUAAGGGUACUUUUGAUCUGUUUCUAAUGAAUUUGCAACUUAUGCCUAUAUAUGUUAGAUGUGUUUGAAAUUUCAAAUCUAUUACAUUGAAAACUUCAAAGUUCAUCUUGAGGAAAGCAUAGAGGUAUGCAUGGAGGUGAUUUAUUUUUAAGCAUAACACUUAACAUAAAGAAGGAAGUGUGUAAUUGGAUCUGAGCUGUGUCAUGAGCAUAAUUGUGACAUACGGUAGAUUACCUGCACUUGCAAAUGUUUCAUAGUCAUUGUUUCUUUAUUAUCAGUUGUGGCAUUUUUUUUUUCUUCUAAGUUUCAGGGUUGUAAUUCUCAAUCAGAAAUUUAUUUCUUCCUAAAAUAUGUUUUUCAAUUUAGCUUGUGCUUUUGAAUUAUAGGAGAAGGGAAUCAUAAUUUAAGAAAAAUGCUCACUAAAGAGACCAUUAUGGAUCCCAAACACUUGGGUUUGGUGACCUCGUCUUUCUUAUAUGGCCCUAGAAUAAACAUUUGGAGGCAGCAUAUGCUGCUUAGAUGGUAGGAAACUGCAAACAUGGAACAUUACUUCACUUGGUGGUGUGUUUUUGAAACCUGCUUUAUUGUAACAGGAUGGUUGCAUUGUCAAGGUGAAGCUUCCACACUGCUGUUUGUAAGUUGAGAGAUUGACUUGCAGAGGGUACUUUUUUCCUUUUAAUCUGCUCUGAAUCAAUACCCAGAUGUUUAAUUACCAUACUUAAUAAAUCAUGAGGGCAAAAGAUUAUAGAAUGGAAAAAGUCUGUUGUAUCUAGAUAAUUACAAGGAGGCCCUUGUAAUUUAAUUGCCAUUAGUCAACCACUGGAUCUCAGUUUGCAUCAAGUAUUUUAAAUAAUUUUGAAUUUUAAAAAAUGUAUUGCAGUAGUAUUUCAGUACCUUAUUGUUAAACUGAAUCAGAUAAAGAAAUCUCCAAUUCCUGGUUAUUUCGACCAUUGAAUCAUCAUGGACUGUGUAAUGCAAUCAGAUUCUUUCUUUUUAGACAUCCUUGAAUUACACCAAAGAACCUGAAACUUAAUUUUGGUUAAAUUAUUUAUUUAUUUCAUACAUUCAUUUUAUUUCCCUUUUUAAGGUCUGGAUGAGACUUUUGGG